AUGGCUUCAUCUUCGUCUGCCCCCCAAGGAGUCCCAGACUUCAACCCGUUCGAUGCCCUCGAUGUCUGCGUCGACGACCCCAACAAGAUCGGAGACGAGGAAUGGAAGAAGUUGCUCUCACAAAAACAUCGCCGUAUCUGGAUCCACUGCCACCCCGACAAGCGGGCUGCUGUCACGGCCCACGCGUUCCCAAACUGGCCACAAGCCCAGGAGGCAUACGAUUUCCUCUUGGACACGAACAAGGCCAAGUGGGCAUACAAGAAUUACUACGCUAAACGAACGUAUCCGUUCUUUCCCUCACUCCCGUACGGCGAUGGCGGCGUCUUUCGCCUGGACGUCUUCCCAAACGUCAAUGAGCCGAGAAAGCGAGGCUACCAGCCUACUCCCGUGCACCUGGCGCUCGAUUCCAAGCUUGACCCAAACGCCGAAUACCUCCCGGAGGGUGAUCGACUCAAUCCUGUUCAGAUGGACGCGGGGCCAGGCCCGAGCUCGCAUGAUCUCCCGAUCCUCAACCGGGAGCGCCAACCCUACGGCCCGGGCCUGGCUCCAAGCCCACAUAUUACCCCCUCUGCCGGGCGUGAAGGCCAGCCCCGCGUUCCAUCCGGCAGCUCCAACAACCCGUUUGUAGUCGGAGACUCGCCUGAGGCUGCAAAGCGUCGGGAAGUGACCCCAGGUCGCUCUAACAACCCCAUACCCCUCGACAGCGACCACGAGGACGCCAUCCUCGACGACCCCGAGGCCGUUGUUGUCGUUGAUGAGCCCCGACGUGGCGGUGUUCAGGUGCCCGGCGUCAAUUCCGCAAUUGGUAUCUUCGUUGGAUGGCCAACCGAAAAGAUGCACAUACCCGUUGACCUACGCCCUAUCGUACUCUGCAAAUUCACUACCGCUGGGAGCUUUUCUAAAAGGGUCAAGAGCCGCACCUGGAAGGAUGAUCCAGUCGAGAGGAAAUACUUGGACCGCGACACCCACAUCCGGGCCGAUGCAAUCAAAUUCAACGACACCUUCAGCAGCUGCAUGUCCGAAUCAACCGCAAUCCUUACGAUGCCGGACUUCUUCUGGGAUGCCGACCAUCACUUCGCUGGUCCAGAGCACGACGGUCUACCUGCGGACUUCUGUCCCCCCGAAGCCUUCCAGUCUACCAUUAACCAUAUUAUGAAGAUGGAAGCCGAAGAACUCAUCGUCCCUGACUCCGAUUCCGACGAAGAUAGCGGUAGCUACGUCAACUUCGCCCCACUCCCUCAGGGCAGUAUCAAGUACUUGCUCGAGCAUGUGCAGUUGCUCGACUCGAACCUGCCCAAAAACCUGGUCAAGAUCUAUGUCAAGAUCCCAGAGGACGCCAAGCACCUUGCAGGAAAUAUUGACGGAAUAUCCAGCUGGCACUCAAAGGGCACAAUGAGCGACGAGGACGUUUGUUUGCAUGAGGCAGAGGAGUAUAGGGAUUUCUCUUACAUUAACCGCUUAGCUACCAUCGUCUUUGAAGAAGUCGGCGAGGGACAGGGUACCUACUGGGAUGAUCAUCCGGUACACAUGGGUACAGAUGGCAAGAACAUCGUUAAUGAUCUCAUGAUAUAUAUGGAGAUGGCCCACUACAUGGGUUAA
This is a messenger RNA of Colletotrichum costaricense, 1599 nucleotides long. RefSeq lists its product as uncharacterized. The coding region runs from base 1 to 1599 and encodes 532 amino acids. NCBI's taxonomy places the organism in Eukaryota, Fungi, Ascomycota, Sordariomycetes, Glomerellales, Glomerellaceae. The transcript has 4 exons. The record is from RefSeq and is a predicted model, not a curated record.